This is a messenger RNA of Setaria italica (foxtail millet), 513 nucleotides long. RefSeq lists its product as uncharacterized. The record is from RefSeq and is a predicted model, not a curated record. NCBI's taxonomy places the organism in Eukaryota, Viridiplantae, Streptophyta, Magnoliopsida, Poales, Poaceae. The transcript has a single exon. Bases 1 to 513 code for a protein of 170 amino acids.
AUGAACAAGCUGCCGGCGGACGCAUUCGCCGCUUCCAUCUGGCAUAACGCAGCCAUUCCUCGAUGUAAGCAAUUUCUGUGGCUCCUACACCGCGAUCGCCUUCCGUCUGCGGCUCUCCUCCAUCACCGGCACAUUGUUGAGUCCCCGCUGUGCGCCUACUGCGGCGAACAUGAAGAUCAGCACCACAUCCUGCUGCAGUGUCCUCCGGCCAAGCUUGUAUGGCGAGCUAUCGGCUGGCCGGCCGCGCCUGACCUCCUCGACUUCCGGGAACUCUGGGCGCUACCUGCCCUACCAGAUGAAACACCGCCGGCGGUGCGGUCCGCCAUCAUCACCGCCAUACUUUGGAACAUAUGGAAAGCGAGGAACUCUUGGAUCUUCGACAGCUCCCUCCACUCCGCCGCCACAACCGUGUGCAACAUCGCUGGUGACCUGCGCCUCUGGACAUACCGUGUCAAGUCCACCCUGGCCUCUGAUUUCCUCCGAAUGUGGGCUCAACAGCUUCAUGUAGCCUAG